Molecule: messenger RNA, 2785 nt
Organism: Nelumbo nucifera (sacred lotus)
Lineage: Eukaryota; Viridiplantae; Streptophyta; Magnoliopsida; Proteales; Nelumbonaceae
Source: RefSeq, a predicted model, not a curated record
CAUAACCGCCACUGUCUUCUCUGUCGGAGCCGUCUCUACAACGACUGAGAUGGCGGUAGCAGGUGGCCGUUGGAGUGCGGCUAUCAUGUGUCAGAUCCCUGAUCAGUCAGGCGCGCCGCCUCAGAUUGCGGACUUCUUUGGUGUCAGGUACGGUCGUUCAGUCAUGCGGCCUGGAGCCGAGGUGCCGGAGUGGUGCAUGAGGUGAAGUCUUGAGUUCGGACAGGAGCGUGGCCCGGACUUACCCGAGGUGGGUCAGUCCGGGCUUUGCCUUUCGUGGUGUUCCUUGUAGAGCUCCGGAUUUCUAAGGAAAGCUCGGGUUCUACCUCCUAGGAAGCACGGGUUCUCUUUGGGGAGCUCGGGGCGCCUCUCCUUGGGGGGCUCAAGCCUCUUCUUGGGCUAUGGCUAUGUCGCUGUGCCGAGCUGAUGCUCCUGCCAGGUUAUACCCGGUUGCCUCCACGUGUCGCGCGGCCAAGGGGUUGGGCCAAAUCCCCCUCCAUCAAUUGCCCCCCACUCCCCGUGCCCGGGGUCUUGACCCGGUGCGGGGAGUUCACGGGAUGACAGGUGGAUUUGCCUCGUGGCGUGCUUCGUCCAGCUUGGUGAUCCUCCGGUCUGACCCGCCUAUGCCUUUGGCUCGAUCAGGGUUAGUUCCGCUUGACCAAGGGUCAACCCGGGUCGCGUACAGCUCACGCGCGGACAUCAAACGAUUAUUAGAUUUCGGACGUAAAAAAUUUGCGCUAAACUGAUUUCACCUCGGGGGUCCUGGUCACGUUUCCCUCGCUAUAGUCUUCAGCACUUGUUCUUUGAGCUCGCGUUCAAGGUCUUCAGCUUGCGUCACUUUUCCUAGUCCGGUAGCUUUUCCUUGGUGAUGAGUCCCCUUAGCUUUUCUUUCAAUUUCUUUCCUUUCAAUGUCUAGUUCGGAAAGCUUAGAUAGUCUUCUAGGAGAGCCUGAGGUGGGGACCUCGGCUCGUGCUGCUUCUUUCGACAACCUUCUGGAUGAGCCGGAGGUAGGGCCUUCAGUCUGGGUCACCUCUAGCAGCCUGGCAUCUACUUCUCGUCGAGUUCGGAUGCUAGAUAAGUUCGGACCUUCCACUAUGACGUCUGAGAGACUUCGGUCUCUUGUUCGUCAGUUCAAUCUAACCGGGGAGUACACCUAUAGUUUACCUACGGGCGACUUCCCUUGGGAGCAUGGUUCGGAUGAGAUCGUGAUUUUCCGGGAGCAGUUCGUCGCCGGGCUGCGCCUUCCCCUUAAUUCCCUUAUCGUCGAGGUCUUGAAUCACUUCGGCGUCACUGUUGGUCAACUCCACUCGAACUCCAUCCGCAACGUUGUUGGGACCAUCUCCCUCUAUUGUGAAUAUGUCCUCCCGCUAGAUUUAGAAAUCUUCUCCGCCCUCACGCUUAAGAAGCAUGCAAGCUUCCUUCCCGAGCACAGGCGGGCCUACUACUUGUCUCCCCGCACGGGGUUUAAGCUUCUACACGAGCUUCCAAGUAAGGUUCCAGCAUGGAAGCGGUACUACUUUGUGGUCCGAAGUGCUACGGGGUGGCCGUUCCCCACCCAUUGGAGGGCGGCUAUUCACGACCUCGGUGCCAUGUUAGACAAGAACAUGGCGGAGACCUUCCAGUCUUGGGCCCAGCUCGGGCUCGAGUGCAAAGAUUACCUUACGGAGGCUAAGCUUAGCCGGUCUGAGUCCGGUUGUCAUGGAGGAGGAGAAGACCUGUGGCGACAACCUGCUCGACGGGAUGAAGAGGAGAAGGCGGGUUACUAAGCAGGCUCGCGUUGAGUCUCCUCGGGCUGUGGAGCCCGAAGUUCCAAGCCAUCCUCCAGUCAUCAACCUGGAGUCUCCCAGGGAGCCCGAGGUGGCAGGGCCUGCUCCGGAGGUUGCGGCGGAAUCCGAGGUUGUAGAGGCUCGGGACGUCGACACUACGGAAGCUUCCCACACUCAGACGGUAUUCUCCAGCUCGGGGAGCCAGGAGGGGGUCGGUAGUGUGUUGACGCCAAGCUGUGCUCUCUGUAAGAGCAAAAAGGCUGUCUACCCUGGGGAGGUUUUGGAAUGGGCUGAACUUCCUCCAGGUCACAUCGGUGCCCGCGCUGCGUCUCAUGCCAUGGUGGUAAACUCCUCCAUCCACGCCUUAACUAUUUAAUCGGAGAGGAACCCGAAGCGGGCACAAGCUGCCGAAGAGGCAUCCCGUGCAACGCAUACCGAGCUAAGGAUAGCUCGGGAGUGGAUCUAUCGUCUUGAGGGUGAUACUUCGGCUCAGAAGAAUGCCAUCGGGACCUUGACGUCGGAGAAGGUUGCAAUGGAUCGCGAGUUGGAGAGGUUUCGGAGGGAGAACGCGGCCUUGAGGCUUGUUGUAAAGCAUCUCGCGAACUCAAAAGGGGUCUUGGAGCACGAGGUGGAAUACCUUAAGGCCGAUAUCAAGGAGAAGUCCGAGAUCUUCUUCCAAGCCAUCGCGUCAGAGCGCUUUGACGACCUGAUGGUGGGCUCGUAUCGGAGGGGUUUCAAGUUGAGAUGGUGGAUGAUAAGGCAUACGUACCCCGGACUCGACACUCGUGCCAUAACCACCUCGCGCAUUACUCCCGACAUGGCUCUCCAGGUUGACGAGGACCCGGACUCCGACAAUGAAGCAGGCGCCUCAAGUGCCGUCGAAGUUCCUUCUGAUGUCUUGAUCGAGGGAGGUGUGCCUCCGAAGUGAUAUGUACCGAGCCUGCGAGCUCGUUUUUAUUUUGUCUUUGUAUUGAAUCGAUUGUAAAUGAAAUGUUGGUAAUGGAAUACCUUUUUCUGGUUAA